AUACCUGUAAAAUCAAUUUAACGUUCAGUGCAGCGUGUAAAGACAGCUCUAAGAAUUUAAAAGACGCCUGAGUCAGAACAUUUAAAUGCUUGGGUCCCUGUAGCAGCGUUUUAACACGUCUGAGUGCAGAGGGUGGAGAAUCAAGCCUGAUCGCCGCCUUCGUUCACGCCCUGUAACAUUUUAAAAGGUUCCACACAUUAAGAAUCUCGAGAAAAUCAGAUGGCAUCCGGGGAUUUCUGCUUACCCGGAGAAGGGAUGGAAAUACUCCAACAAGUGUGCAGCAAACAGCUUCCUCCUUGUAACCUGAGUGAAGAGGACCUGUUACGGAACCCACACUUCGGCAAACUGCUGCUGGGUCUGUCACAGCACAUGGAUGAGAGUGGCUUAAGCCUCACCCUGGCAAAGGAGCAGGCGCAGGCAUGGAAGGAAGUUCGACUCCAUAAGACAAUAUGGCUGAGGUCUGAGAUUUUACAGAGAGUCAUUCAAGAGCUGCUUGUGGACUACUAUGUAAAGACACAAGACACAAAUUUAACUUUGGACGACAAAAAGUUUCACGAGACCCUUGAACAGCGGCUACUCGUGACUGAACUGACACGACUAUUGGGUCCCAGCCGGGAGAGGGAAAUGCCUCCACUGCUGGGGCUGGAGAAGGCGGACCUUCUGGAGCUCAUGCCCCGCUCAGAGGAUUUUGUGUGGAUGAGAGCUCGGCUCCCACUGGAAGUGGAGGAGCAGCUCAAAAAGAAAUGUUUCACCCUACUCUGCUACCAUGACCCCAAUUCAGAUUCAGACAGUGAAACCUUGAAGGCAGCAAAGGUGUGGAAACUGGCAGAGGUCCUAGUGGGUGAGAAGCAGCAAUGCCAGGAUGCCAAGAGCCAGCAGAAGGAGCAGAUGGUGCUGCUUGAGAAAAAGAGUGCUACCUAUUCCCAGGUGCUUCUGCGCUGCCUUGCCUUGCUGCAGAGGCUCCUUCAGGAGCACCGGCUGAAGACUCAGUCUGAGCUGGACCGCAUCAAUGCCCAGUACCUAGAGAUCAAGUGCAGUGCCAUGAUCCUUAAGCUGAGGAUGGAGGAGCUAAAGAUCUUGUCCGACACUUACACUGCUGAGAAAGUUGAAGUUCAUCGUCUCAUUAGGGACCGUUUGGAGGGGGCCAUUCGCCUACAAGAGCAGGACAUGGAGAAGUCCCGACAGGUCCUGAGCACCUAUGAGGUCCUUGGGGAGGAGUUUGACAGGCUGGUAAAAGAGUACACUUGCCUCAAGCAGGCAACUGAGAACAAGCGCUGGGCCCUCCGGGAGUUUAACAAGGCCUGCCGCUGACCGCUACCUCGCCGGGGUCCAGAGGUGGACUUCCACAUGGGUGCGGCCUCCCCCUCCUUCUGCUUGAAAGGACCACCUCUACCUCAGGCCCACUUUUACUCCGGGAGUGUGGGGACGCUUACUUGAAACACUGCAGUGGGCUAGACACCAUCCUGGUUUUUCUUCCUCGUUUAUAGUGACUGAGUCUCUUCUGGGAAAUGGAGCAGAUUUAUAUAAUUCUGUGUGCAACUAUUUGUCAGUGUCGGCCCUGUGUUAUAUUUGAUUAUCUCCUGAAUAAAGUGAUGAUGCUUCCUUCAGGCACA
Messenger RNA from Mustela erminea (ermine), 1613 nucleotides. It is a transcript of the gene HAUS4, whose product is annotated as HAUS augmin like complex subunit 4. Gene Ontology annotation, cellular component: HAUS complex. The record is from RefSeq and is a predicted model, not a curated record. Lineage: Eukaryota; Metazoa; Chordata; Mammalia; Carnivora; Mustelidae. Bases 220 to 1311 code for a protein of 363 amino acids. Gene Ontology annotation, biological process: centrosome cycle; spindle assembly. The transcript has 10 exons. Gene Ontology annotation, molecular function: microtubule minus-end binding.